UGCAUUGUUCUGAUCUCCUUCUCAAAUUCAUAUAUACAUAGUAUUCUCCAUUCUGACAAAACAUCUUAAAAAAUAUUCUCCCCACCUCAAUCCAGCCAUGGCCGUAUCAUCAUGUCUCACUAAACCACUUUUCUUGUUCUUGCUAGUUUCAUGUAUUUUCAUCUCCACAAUCAAAGCCACAGAGGACGAGGAUACAAUUUAUGGAGAUGAAUGCGACUACGAAAUAGUGGUGAGCACAGGUAAAUCGCAGGGACCAACAAAUUAUAGGCUAUCAGUUGUUUUGACAACAAAAAAUGGUGAAAACAUCAGUACUAGUGAUUUUGUUGGCGAAUGGGGAGAUAUGGGUCGAUACCAUACGUUCUUUCAAGCUGAUUCCGAGAGCGGGUUUAUGGAGACCGGGCCUUGUUUCACCACUAGUUUCUGCAAUAUCGAGAUUGGUGGUGGGAAUGGAAGUAAUGGAGGAGGUCGUUUAAAGCCACACUGGUAUGUAAAUAACAUUACAGUGAUUACUAGAGGGGACAAAAUCAACGAUCGAGUGCGAACGUUUCAUUUCUUCGGUAAACAUCAUAAUAUAGCACGUACUAAUCCUCCUGUUAGCUAUGGUAAUUGCCGUAAAUCGCAUAAAAAGAAGAGUCAAAAGAAGAAGCACUGAGCUGAGCUAAAUGUAUAUGAUCAGUCUAGCUAGCUAUAUCGGCAUAUUAAAUUCUGCUGUUAUUAAACGUUCCCUUUUAAGUUAAAGAACUUGUUUAAGUUUUACAUAUUUCUCUUGAAUUCCAUAUUUCGCUGAAUUUAUGUUCUAUAUAGAGAAUUCGUAUAUCCAUACCGUGAAGUUGUUGCUGUAAUAUUUGCUCCAUGAGAUCAAGACGUUGCUCGAUGAACUGAAAACACUGCCGCAUAUUUUGUUGUUCUUGGCUCAGUUUCACUAGUUCUUUUAUUAUUUUAUUCUUGUUGUCUUUAAGUGA
Papaver somniferum (opium poppy) is the source of this 962-nucleotide messenger RNA. RefSeq lists its product as uncharacterized. Gene Ontology annotation, molecular function: protein binding. The record is from RefSeq and is a predicted model, not a curated record. The transcript has 2 exons. NCBI's taxonomy places the organism in Eukaryota, Viridiplantae, Streptophyta, Magnoliopsida, Ranunculales, Papaveraceae. The coding region runs from base 98 to 652 and encodes 184 amino acids.